Messenger RNA from Exaiptasia diaphana, 1115 nucleotides. RefSeq names its product ubiquitin-conjugating enzyme E2 N. Gene Ontology annotation, cellular component: nucleus. Gene Ontology annotation, biological process: protein K63-linked ubiquitination; DNA damage tolerance. The record is from RefSeq and is a predicted model, not a curated record. NCBI's taxonomy places the organism in Eukaryota, Metazoa, Cnidaria, Anthozoa, Actiniaria, Aiptasiidae. Bases 100 to 558 code for a protein of 152 amino acids. Gene Ontology annotation, molecular function: ubiquitin conjugating enzyme activity. The transcript is spliced from 5 exons.
ACCAGCCUCUGAUCGUUGUUCGAAAAGAAAUUUUACAAGAAGGAAGUUUCCUUCAAAAAAUCGUUAAAGGGGCCAUUGUAAACUUCAUAUUAUUUAAACAUGAGUGCGGGACUUCCUAGAAGAAUCACUAAGGAAACACAACGAUUGAUGAACGAACCCGUGGACGGGAUAACAGCUCUUCCAGACGAGCAUAAUGCAAGAUACUUUCAUGUAGAUGUCAAUGGGCCAUCAGAUUCUCCGUUUGAAGGCGGAAGGUUUAAGUUGGAAUUGUUUCUCCCUGAGGACUAUCCAAUGGCGCCUCCCAAAGUCCGAUUUAUGACAAAAAUUUAUCAUCCUAACAUUGAUAAACUUGGAAGAAUUUGUCUCGAUAUUUUGAAAGAUAAAUGGAGUCCUGCUCUUCAGAUUCGUACUGUACUUCUGUCAAUUCAAGCUCUCCUUAGUGCACCUAACCCAGAUGAUCCCUUAGCUAACGAUGUUGCUGAGAAAUGGAAAACAAAUGAAAUACARGCAAUUGAAACAGCGAGACUGUGGACAAGAAAAUAUGCACAGACACAGUGAUUUCCAAGUGAUAUAAACCAAAACAGGGAGCCCACAAAUGUUUUAUAUGGYCCAUCCUUAAUAUUAGCACUGAUUUACACUUCAAUAAGAAACCGUUUUUACAGUGCAAUAUUCAUUAAYUGAAUAGCUUGAUCACAUCUAAAAACAUGUCUGGCUCUCUCUGUAAUAACCUUCUAUUGUGAUUAGGCCUAUUUAUAUUGCUAAGCAAUACAAGAUUUGAAGGACAUCAGACUUUACUAUUAGGUGACUUUCUAAGAUGGACACAUAUUGGAUAUUGAAGGUAUAAAACUAAUAACUACAAUUAUUGUAUCAGAACUGGAAAAAAAAUCUCAAUCUUAUGGAUAAAACUUUAAUGCAUAAAAUAAUCCACCAUAUAGCCAUUUAGAGUUAGAAAAACAGAAAUUCAUAUAAGUUUGAAUGUCCAUCUUAGAGGGCACCAUGUAAUUUUGCUUUGUUUGUAAAUUUGUAUCUCAGUCAGUAGUUCAAAAAGUCUUGUGUCAAGGCCCUUUGUAAACUGUCCAAAUAAAAAGUUAUAAUACAUGUACCAAACAGAAUGA